AUGUUCACAAAGGAUGUGGCUCCAGUGGUACCGGUCCUCUUCCCUCCCCUCCCUCUCCUCCCCACUGCCCUGCUCCUCCCGCUCCCCACACGCCUUUUCUGCUCCUCCCUGUCUCCCCUCCGUCGCUCCCUUGUGAUCUCCCUUUACUCCUCCCUUUACUCCUUCCGUUGCUCCCUCCCUUGCACCCUCCCUUGCACCCUCCCUUGCUCCCUCCCUUGUUCCUUCAUCUCCCCCUUCCUUUGCUCAAUUCGCCGCGUGCGUGCAAGUUCUCCCCUCUCCUCUUACAUGCGUCCCCGGCGCAUCCCCCUCCCGCUCUCUUCACGUCCCGCUCCCACUCUACGGCCGUGCUUCCCCUGCUUUCCCCCUUCCUCCCCCUACCCCCGGUCGUUGCGCGGCGGGCGGCAGAUAAUAAUUUCGCGCGGGUACGAGGAGGACCACACGCUCAGCAACGUCAAGAUGGUUAUCUGCGCGGCGGCGUGCGCCGUGGCGUGCGUGGCGCAGUUCUACCCGCGCAAGUUCCCCGACAACCGCGCGCUGCUGCUCGCCUGCAUCGUCCUAUAUCCGCCCCGCCGCCACCCGCCUCCCUCCCUUCCCGCCCUUCCCUCCCAAUUUCAUGCUCCAGCCAUUCCCCCCUGUUGCCCUUUUCACCAGUCGCCCACCCUUGUCGCCGUCCCUCGCUCGCCCGUUGCCUGUCUCGCGCACCGCUUGCCCACAUUGCUCACUGCUCCCACGCCCGACUCCCCUCCUCCUCUCGCCACACACGCGCUUCCCUCUCCAUGGCCUCUCGGCCUAUACCCUCCCGCGCCACCACCGCUUCGGCCACCACCGCUGCUGCUCACGCGGCCCUUGAUGGAUUCCUGUUGCCUCCCCUCUGUGGUUGCCCCUUAA
Molecule: messenger RNA, 888 nt
Organism: Closterium sp. Naga37s-1
Lineage: Eukaryota; Viridiplantae; Streptophyta; Zygnematophyceae; Desmidiales; Closteriaceae
Source: the annotation of a GenBank genome assembly